AUGUUAAUUCAUCAUAAUGAUAGAAACAUGUUCCCAGCUAAGAACGAAGAAUUUGUGAGGUUGAGAAUGAAAAAUGCAAUUGCAACAACUGUUUUGGAGGAACAAUUUGCUAAAAAAAAUGCAGAAUUUGCCUUGGCUCCCCAUGAUUUCCAUUAUAAUAGAUAAAGAUGUAUGGCAGGAUAUGUCCAUCCAGAUGAUCAAAGAACCAUGCACAUGGCUUCAUUCAAUAGAAAGCAUAAAUACAAGGAGCACUAUUUGAUGAGAAUAGGAGAAUCAAGACGUAUGACAACUGUCCUUUUAAAUAAUCAUGCUUCAUCAUAGAUAUGCACCAACUAUUAUUUUUAUUAUAAUUCUUUGAAAUGA
Molecule: messenger RNA, 363 nt
Organism: Paramecium tetraurelia
Lineage: Eukaryota; Ciliophora; Oligohymenophorea; Peniculida; Parameciidae
Exons: 2
Source: RefSeq, a predicted model, not a curated record